This is a messenger RNA of Paramecium tetraurelia, 1512 nucleotides long. RefSeq lists its product as uncharacterized. NCBI's taxonomy places the organism in Eukaryota, Ciliophora, Oligohymenophorea, Peniculida, Parameciidae. The transcript is spliced from 5 exons. The record is from RefSeq and is a predicted model, not a curated record.
AUGUUUAUAAUUACCUAAUUUCUAUUUGUUCUUUCUAACGAAAUUACCUGGACUAAUUAUUCCUUUACUUUCCCAUAAUUUGUUCCAUUGGUGGCUGAAAAGACUGUUUUCUCAAGAUCGCUGGAGGAAUUUGGCUAGAUAUUGAACAUCUCUAUAGAAUACGAUGGGGACAUGGAGGAAUCCAUCUGUAAAUUCGAUUAUUAAUCCAUUACUUUGGACAGACAGCCUGAGAGUCUGAUUGCUUUGGUAAGUGACAUGCAGCAGAUCGACAUUGACACUAUGAGUACAGAAGAAAUCCAGUAAGGAUUUUCACAUGAAUUGGUGUCAUACGCAAUCUCUAAUAGGAAUUUGAUCUUAUUGGAAAAAAAAGGAACAAUUCAUCAUAUGUAUUAUAAUAUUGGUGCAAAGUUUACAAAUUAAUCUACUCAUUAAUUAAUAAUUCUCCAAAAUGGAAAUGAAAAUUAAUAAAUUUUUACCGAUAAUGAGAAUUAUUAUUAUGUUGAUCAUCAGCAAUUGAUAAGAUUCACAAUCAAGGAUAAAAUGUUAGAACAGACAAAAAUCCAAAAUUGGAAGAAGGUGAAUGGACAUUUCAAAAUGUUUAUAAAUAGAGGAUUUGUAUAUUUGAUAAAUGGGAGCAAAGGAAUGCGUAUUUUAGAAUUGUAAAAUAAUUUCAUAAUUUAAGUGAAUAAAUUUGUGAUUGAAGACUUUCACUAAGAUUUGAAUUUAGUAGAUUAUGCAAUUGAAGGAGAUUGGUUGUAUUUGUUAGAUUUUGAAAACGGAGUCUUUCGCUUUAAUCUCACAUCAUUGCAAUUGGAUAAGAGAUUCUUUAUUGCCCAAAAGGGAUGCAGCAUAAUAUCUGUGAGACACAAUCAGAUCAUGUUAAUCCAAUAGUAGUUAUUGCAUUCAGAGGUAUAUGAAGGCAGAAUAGUGGAUAAUGGAUGGGGGAUGACCAGAAUGAAGACAGUAGCAAAGUAAAUCAUCAGAAAUAUCCAAUAAUUCAAUAACUUUGCCUUGCUCAUUAGUAAUCCGACCAACAACAUGUAUUAAAAACAUCUGCUAGACAAUUUUAGUGAUCCCUAUCUUUCUAAAGGUUCUAAUUUGCAUUAGAUGGAGUUUUUGGGAAUGGAUAAAUUGGAUGAGGAGUAUGUAGUGGGAAUCUACAGAUAUGGUGCAGCAAUUUAUUUUGCAUAGGAAAGAACAGCCAAAAUUUCUUGUUAGGCUAGAUUGAGUUAGCAAAAUAGAGUCACAAUUCAUUUGAAUAGUACCAAUUGUCUCAAUAAAAAUUAAUCUGAUGCAUUCAAUUAUUGCCAAAGCAGACUGGAAUACGUAUUUGAUGUUCAUAAUGUCCUGAUGUCUCAAUAGGAGGAAGAUCUUUACGUUUACUUAUGUAUUCUCGCUUUGUCAAUAAUUAUGGGACUUUUCUUGGCUAUAAUCUUUGUGUUCAGAAGAUAUCAAUUAAAAAAGGAGAAGAUUGAUUACUUAAGAAAAAGCAAAAAGGGUCUUUAAAGUUGA